CAGUGGGGAGAGGGGGGUAUCUGGGAAGUUUUCCGUGAUGCCUAUAGGAGCUCAGUAAACACAAUUAAGCUCGAGUAGAGUGUUGAACCUCGAGCCCCCUUGAUAGGGCGUACUUAGCCUCUCGGCCACACAUCUAUUACAGCGAUCUACAAACUACGACUUAAAAUGCUACCGACAUAACAGGAAGUUAUUUAAUUGUUACCUAUUUUUACCCAGUAUGCAAUUUGUUUUGAAAGAAGAUGCACACAAUUUUUCUCUGUCUCAUUUUUACAAGAUCUUUAAUGAUCACGCCUACAUCAGCGUACACUAAAUGUAUCAAGCCAGAAACUGGAAAAACAAAGUAUGGAAACUCGUGCACUUCUAAUUCUCAAUGCUUGACAGAAUAUUGCAGCAAUUCCAAAUGUUCUUGUCCAGAAGACUCUUUCCUUGAUGCUGAAAGUGGUCUAUGUGUUAAAGACAGAGGCGACAUUGAGGGAAAUCAAGGCGAAUGUGGGUACAUCAUCAGCCCAAGUGGACUUGGUUUUGGUGACUCUGUUAGUUGGACAAUCAAUGGAGCAGCAGGGACAUAUAUCACAUUAGUCUUACUUGACAUGGACAUGGAUUCCAGCAGCUGUGCUAACAAUUAUUUGAUGAUUGUUGAAGGGUCUACUGCUCUGCUAAACAAAAUAUGUUAUGCAAACAAUAAAACUACGGCAUAUUUUGCUUCAAAGUCUGCACAACUUACAGUCAGUUACGGAGCAGUUAGCGGUGAUUACAGAGGAUUUAGAGCUGUCUAUUACAUUCGGAGCGAGUCAAGUGAGUUAACUGAGACAGCUGGAUACAUAGCUAGCCCAGGUUAUCCUGUCUCCUAUAAUGAAAAGGCUAGUUAUGUUUGGGUUAUCACUGCACUAUCAGGAAAUACCAUAACUUUGAGUGUGCAAGGAAAUACUGAGGGAAACUAUGACUUUGUUAAUUUAUAUGAUGGAAGUAAUCGAAUCCAGAGCUUAACAGGUGUCAUAACCCUUCAAUCUUUUUCAUCUACAACAAACACAAUGCGAAUAGAGUUUACUUCAGACCAUUCUGUAUCUUAUUCAGGUUUCACAGUUUCAUAUGAAGUGUACGGUCUGUAUGGUGGCUUAUGUAACAGCUCGGAGACUUGCAGAGAGGGACUAACAUGCAAUGGGAAUGUAUGCUCUUGUUCUGCUUUCGAGCACUAUGAACAGUCUACAAGCACAUGUAAAAAUUACACUACUUAUGGCAACAGAUGCAGAACUACAUGUUUGCCAGGACUGACUUGUUCUGAAGACCUAUGCGGUUGUACAAGUAGUCAGUAUUACAAUCACAUUGAUGGCACCUGCAACACUAAGCUGCCCCACGGAAGUAAUUGUUCUUUAUCUGAAGAGUGUGCUCCAGGCUUACUUUGUUACAACUCAUUAUGUCGUUGCUCAACAAGUCAGUACUAUGAUACUUCAUCUACUAGCUGCAAGAGUGGUGUUCUAUAUGGAGAAAUCUGCACUUCAGAAGUUCACUGCGUAGAAGGCGUACAGUGCAUACUAAAUAUAUGUAACUGUUCAUCAACUGAAUAUUUUGAAACAUCACUAAGAACUUGUGAAAAUAGAGCUGUUUAUGGAAGCACCUGUACUUCACAAAAUCAAUGUGUAGAAGAAUUACUAUGCCUGUCAAAUGUCUGUAACUGUUCGUCAACUCAAUAUUUUGAUCAAUCUACUCAGACUUGCAAUGACAGACUAUCCCAUGGCAACUUUUGUAACACUACUGAACAGUGCAUGUCAGGUCUUGAUUGUAAUGGAAUAAUGUGUGUCUGCUCUGCAACAGAAUACUACUAUGAAGAAUCAUGCAAAAACAGAUUAUCCCAUGGUAAUUUUUGUAACACCACUGAACAGUGCAUUUUUGGUCUUGAAUGUAAUGGAACAAUGUGUGUCUGCUCUGCAACUGAAUUUUACAACAAUGAAACAUGUAAAAACAGAGUUGUUUAUGGAAGCAGCUGCACUUCUGAAAAUCAAUGUGUAGAAAGAUUACUAUGCCUGUCAAAUGUCUGUAACUGUUCACCAUCUCAAUAUUUUGAUAGAUCAACUCAAACUUGCAAAAACAAAUUAUCCCAUGGUAACUUUUGUAACACUACUGAGCAGUGCAUGCCAGGUCUUCAAUGUAAUGGAACAAUGUGUGUCUGCUCUGCAACUGAAUUCUACGAUGAUGGAACAUGUAAAAGGAGAGUUGUUUAUGGGAGUAGCUGCACUUUACAGAAUCAAUGUCUAGAAGGAUUACUAUGCCUAUCAAAUGUAUGCAACUGUUCAUCAGGUCAAUAUUUUGAUCAAUUAAAUCUAACCUGCAAGGACAGAUUAUCCCAUGGUAACUUUUGUAAAACUACUGAACAGUGCAUGUCAGGUCUUGGAUGUAAUGGAACAUUGUGUGUCUGCUCUGCGACUGAAUUUUAUGAGGAGAAAACAUGCAAAAAAAGAAUAGUUUAUGGAAGAAGCUGCACCUCUCAAAAUCACUGUGUAGAAGGAUUACAAUGCCUUUCAAAUGUCUGUAACUGUUCAUCAACUCAAUAUUUUGAUCAAUCAACUCAAAUUUGCUAUGACAAAUUAACCCAUGGCAACUUUUGUAACACUACUGAACAGUGCAUGUCAGGUCUUGAGUGUAAUGGAACAAUGUGUGUCUGCUCUGCCACUGAAUUUUAUAACAACAAAACAUGUAAAAACAGAGUUGUUUAUGGAAGUAGCUGCACUUUACAGAAUCAAUGUCUAGAAGGAUUACUAUGCCUGUCAAAUGUCUGUAACUGUUCAUUAACUCAAUAUUUUGAUGGAUCAACUCAAACUUGCAAAAACAAAUUAUCCCAUGGUAACUUUUGUAGCACUAAUGAACAGUGCAUUUCAGGUCUUGGUUGUAAUGGAACAAUGUGUGUCUGCUCUGACACUGAAUUUUACCAUAAUGAUAAAUGUAAAAACAGAGUUGUUUAUGGGUAUAGCUGCACUUCUCAAAAUCACUGUGUAGAAGGAUUACUAUGCCUGUCAAAUGUCUGUCACUGUUCAUCAACUCAAUAUUUUGAUCAAUCUACUCAGACUUGCAUUGACAAAUUAUCCCAUGGUAACUUUUGUAACACCACUGAGCAGUGCAUUUUAGGCUUUGAAUGUAAUGGAACUAUGUGUGUCUGUUCUGCGACUGAAUUUUACUAUAAUGGAGCAUGUAAAAACAGAGUUGUUUAUGGGAGUAGCUGCACUUCACAAACUCAAUGUCUAGAAGGAUUACUAUGCCUGUCAAAUGUCUGUAAUUGUUCAUCAACUCAAUAUUUUGAUCAAUCAUCUCAGACUUGCCAAAACAAAUUAUCCCAUGGUAACUUUUGUCACACUACUGAACAGUGCAUGUCAGGUUUUGAAUGUAAUGGAACAAUGUGUGUUUGCUCUGCCACUGAAUUUUACGAUGACGAAACAUGUAAAAGCAAAUACUUUCAUGGCGAAUCUUGUUCGCAUACUGAUCAAUGUUUAAGUCCACUCUUGUGUAGAACAGAGACGAAUGUUAACUUGUUUUGCAUUUGCCCAAUCAACAUGUUUCUCACUAAUGUCUCUAUCUGUUUAGAUGAUUUGGCUCUAAAACCUAAAGUGUCCAAUGAGUCCAUAAUCAAGACAGAUUCAAUACUUCUUAAAUGGACUAUAGAAACACCAAAUUCAACUUUCUUUUUCACUGUUGAAUGGGAAAACGAAUCCAUUGAGACAAAUACAAGUGAGCUUAAUGUAGAGAAUCUGUCUCCUGGGAGCGAAUACAGUUUUAUUAUUACUACACACACACCAGAUGACAAUUAUUAUGAUACAAAAUUCCAGGAGUCUCAAUUCUCAAUAAUAACAAAGCAAUCUCAUGGCCAGCCAUGUAAUGAGACAUACGAUUGUACUGAAGAAGCCAGUUGUACCAAUGGGGUGUGUGUCUGUUUGCCAAAGUAUUAUCCUAAUACUUUCACUGAGUCAUGUGAACCAAGACUCGCCAAAGGCUACAUAUGUAACAGUAAUGAUGACUGCAAAGAAUCAUUGACAUGUAUACAAGCAAGAUGUGGCUGUCAAUCUGGACAAUAUUAUCAUAGUAUUAGACAAGGAUGUUAUAGCGUCCUAAAGAAAGAACAACUCUGUGACCCUUCAAUAGAAAAUAUGUGCGAGCCACCAGAUCUAAUUUGCACUAGCAAAACUGCAUAUACAUCAAAUUACACUUGUCAACAAAAUACAAAUCAGACCUCUAAAGAGAACAACUUGAACACUGUGUUAGUUGUUGUGGCUGGUGUUGGUUGGGUUGCUGCCCUUGUGACUGUCAUCAUUAUGUUGAUCUUACACUCAAGAAAUCAAAAGAAGUCUCCAAAUAUUGACAGCCUGGAUUUACCAGAGAUUCAUCCUUCCUGUGGUACACUGACAACCAACAUAGAUUCCAGGGUUCUUACAAUUAAUGACUAUAACUCUUUCCCUAUCAAAACAGAAUCAGAUUCUAUUGUCAAAACACCAGAAGCCAAGGGAUGUUGUUCUUCUAUGAUAUAUUCCGAUUGCAAACCUGAUGAAGUUGAUAAGGUUGAAAUGAAUUAUGAAGAUGUAGACCUUGGCAUCAAUGAUCAUGAAAAUAAAGACAAGAAUAAUUGUGAUGAGGAUGAUGCAUAUCAGAAGUUUGGAGAUUAUGAGAAAUAAAAAAAAUGUCAAUUUCUUUUUACUAGGAACUAAUCAUUGACACAUUAAAAAAGGAUAUUUUUUUUUAGUUUUAUCCUGACAUUAUUUGUUAUCAAACUUUUUUUUUAGACUGUCCCACGUUUCCUUCAAAUUGGCAAUUACAACCGAAACAAAAAAUCUUGCUGUUGCUGUUCUUGCAACUUAUGGUUAUUGAUCUUGUCAGUGAUAUUAUAUGUUAUGGUAUAGUUAUAAACUUGUUUAUCAUUCUAAAGUAUUAAAUAAUUGUCUGUGAACUUUGUAUGUACAUUGACAUAACAUAGAAUAGAAUUUUUUAUUUACAAAUGAAUUUUCACUUUGUUACUUUGGUAUUUUUGAUACAAUUUUCACAAUCAAAAGAGCUAUUGUAAUUGUUAAGCAAUGUUUAUUUUUUUACUAUGAUAUAUUUUGGUAUUGUAACUUAAUUUGGCAUUUCUAAAAUAGCUAAUAGAAUGUAAGCUCCUGCAUAUUUAUAUUUGGAUAGAAUAUCCAGGGCCACACUCAUGAUUAUGGUUAACCAAAUCUAUUCUUGACAUCAACAAUGUAGUGCUAAAUGUGUAUUAAAAAUUUUAAAAAGUGAAUGGCUUCUUAGCAUCAUUGCAAAUAAAGUCAAAUCCCAAAUAUUCUAGUAGCUAUAGGUUGAAACAGUAUUGUGAAAGGAGGUGGGUCUCAUAAAAGGAUUACCCUAUAUAAGUUUUUUUUCUCAGAUGUAAAUAAUAUUCUCUUUUACACUUUAGCUUGAUGUGCACUGCUAUUUAUCUAGUAAACUAAUACUUGUAUUCAUGCAAUGAAGAAAUAUUCUUAUUAGGCUAAUAUUCUUUCAGAUAUGAAUAUUUUUGAAUGAAGACAUUUUUUUCACAAAACUGUUUUAUAUAUAUAUCAUUGAUACCUAAAUCUAUGUGGUAAAGGCAAUAAAAAUAAUAGUAUACAUUAUUAUUGAUGUCAUUGACAGUUUGUUUUAACUGGCAACUAGGUGUAUGUCUAAAGUUUGAGGAUAACUCUUCAAUAGUGGAGUAUAUAUUUUUUUUUAUGAAUAUGCAUGAUGAAGUAGAGCUAGUGCUACUUUCCACAAGUAAGAUUAGAAAAGGGUUUUGUUUAGUAUUGUUUAGUCAAGUGUUUUUGUUUUGGUGUGUCAACGUUAUGUAAUAUUGAAGUGUGUCUGCAUGAGUUUGCUGCAUUACUUUUUCUAUAAUAAAGCUAUAUUAUUUAUAC
Biomphalaria glabrata is the source of this 5882-nucleotide messenger RNA. RefSeq names its product fibropellin-1-like. Lineage: Eukaryota; Metazoa; Mollusca; Gastropoda; Planorbidae. Gene Ontology annotation, molecular function: protein binding. The transcript is spliced from 33 exons. Bases 240 to 4655 code for a protein of 1471 amino acids. The record is from RefSeq and is a predicted model, not a curated record.